AACAUGUUCUUGCAUGUGGAUGUGUGUUUCCCAGGCAGAGGGUCCCGCUCUUCCCGACACUUCCCUGCAUCCCCCCCGCACCUCAGGCCCAGCACACGUUCCUCGUGACAUAGCAGGUGGGAACAGACUUCAGACUGACAGACGCCACGGGGAAGUACACACUUGAAGGGAGAUGCUGAGGUGGGAGAAUGUGGGGGCAUGGCACAUGUCACACAAGAGGCCAUGCAUGUUUGACCUAAGCCCUCAUGGGGCCUGAGGACAGCUUUCCCUCAGUCCUUGAGAUCAUUGCUCAUCCGUGCCAAACUGGUUAGUAGGGUUGGGAGACUCAAAAAUGUGCCAAGGAUCCCCUAAGUCCUAGUCCAGGGAAGGGAAAUGCCAAGGACAGGUGGCAGCUAAGUCCCCACCCCUCAUGCCUCAUCCCCAUGUCAUUUCUCUGUAUCCACCUUUGUUCCUCAUUCUCCAUCACUGGCUCCUUCGAUGCUCUUCCCCAUCUCAGGGUCAGACCAGCCUGCUCUCUUCACCCUCUUUGACCUGCCUCCCCUUCCUGAUUGGCUGAGCUGAAGGAAAGGAGCCACAGAAGGGGGAGGGGAGGAGACAGGAAAAAGGUUACACGGACAGGUUGGGGAGAAUGAGGUCAGCUGUACCGAGGAGCAGAUGGAGGGGGCCCUGGAGGACAGGGCUUGGGCAGACACCAGCAGAAAGAUUUUGAAAGGAAAUGUGGGAAGCAGCUGCCCAGAGGUCUUUGUAUUUGGACCUCUGGGGACAAGAACGAUGUCAGGAAAGGUUUUAAAGGACACCGGUGGAGGUGUGACCGAAUCCUCAUGUAUUGUGUGGCUCUCUGUGGGAUGUUAGUGCCAAACUUGUAGAGGGGUGGGGUGCUGUCUUCUACUGAUGCCCAGAUCCAGAAUCCUUGGUCUUGAGUCCCCUGUCCUUUUCCCGUCUUUCACCCAUGGAAACGAAGUUCUUUUCUGGCCCAUUCCCCUGCCUGGUCUAGCAAUUCUUGGAACAGCCAUGCCUUCCAAAUGCUAUCAACCUGGGCCCUGAGCCCUGUAAGUGGAUUCCUCAGAGCUGGGGUGUGAGGGGGGGCUGGGGGACCCCAUGAUACAGCCACGGACUCCAAUGCCCAGCCCCUUUCCAAACAAUCCCAUGUCCCCACCCCAACCCUUUGCGGCUCUGUACACAUUUUUAAACCUGGCAAAAGAUGAAGAGAAUAUUGUAAAUAUAAAAGUUUAACUGUUGGUGUGUCUGCUGUUAUGUUAGAAGGAGGGGGGAAGGGUUCCCAGCCCUGGUUGUGUCUGUUGGAAGGUGGUGGGAAGUAGUGCCCCUUUUCAAGGAACUCUUGAGAUCUGAGGGGAAAUAGCAAGAGUAGGGUUGCCAUAAUGAUGGGAAUGGAUGGCUGAGGUAAAGACAGGAUGGUCAAAUAGUUACAAACACUUGUAAUCAUAGCAUCCAGGCGGGUGUUGCAGAGGGAUCAUGAACUGAAGACCAGCCUGGACUACAUGUCUUUAAAAAAGAAAGAAAAUGCUGAACUGGAGAGAUGGCUUGGAGGUUAAAAGCGCUGGCUGUUCUUCCAGAGGUCCUGAGUUCAAUUCUCAGCAACCACAUGGUGGCUCACAACCAUCUGUAAUGAGAUCUGGUGCCCUCUUCUGUCAUGCAGGUAUACAUGCAGGCAAAACACUGUACAUGUAAUAAAUAAAUAAUUUUUUUAAAAUGCUAGACAUGGUGCGCACUGUAAUCCCAGUAGAUAGGUACAGACAGGAUCAGGAGUUCAAGGUCACUCCUGGCUAUGUAGAGGCCAAGAUCAGGAGAUGUGUGUGUGGAGGGGGAGUGUCUAGAGCCUGGUUUUGCUUUAGAAGGAAGAGGAACCGAUGAGGGCAGAUACCCAAUGGAUUAGUCAGUGGGUUCUCCCAGGAGGCUGACUGUAAGAGAGGCCUGCAAGGUCUGGGCUAAGGCUGGAGGGUCAACCCUGGCCGUAGCACCUUGAGAGUAUCAUCUUGGCACAUUAUGAGGGAAAGCCUCAGCAUCAUUGUGACCCGGUCACUCUCAGGACCCCUCUGGGGCAGGCUAGCAGGUCACUGGGCACUAGGGUUAGUGGGCUGGGGGCCUAAGGGCCCUGGUGGCCCUAGGGACCGCCAUGGCCAUGGCUGAGCGGUCACGGUCUGAGUGGAACUCAUAUCAAAACCCCAACAGCAACAACUGCCAGGACGUGGGAAACUCCAUUCUGAUACUGUUGGGUCUCAUCAUCUGUAUUAACAUUGGCAUCAAUUUGGUGACCCUGCUCUGGAGCCGACUCCGCAUCAUCUUACACCGAAUAUUCCAUAUCAUUUGUGAGAAAGAAACUACUCAAUUAUGCUCACCUGGGAGGCAGACUCAGCUCUCGAGGAAACAGACCUACCCUGAAGUCCGUCUUCGAUGUACCAUGGACCCCGUGAAAAUGACCGUGACCCCCCCACCCACUCGUCGUCACCGCCGUAGAGCUUCCCAGUCCCGCCGUGCCCACCGCCCAAUAGCUUGGGCCCCUGACACUGAUGAGGAGAGGUCUCCUCCACAUCAGCACCAGGCAAUCUGCUCCCACCACUGCGAUGGUCCUAAGGACUGGGAAAGCUUCCAACCCCUGCAGGAGAUCUGGGAACCCUGGACUCAGGAUGAGCAACCUCCCCAGACCAUCCGUUUCCAACCAACAGUAGAGGGAAGGCCUCUCAAAACAGAGAUCCGGUCAGAGCAGGGCCUAGAGGCCUAUGUGUACACUGUGAACCCCCCGCCUCCCAGCCCAGAGGCUUUGAGCCAUAAAAACAAUGGGGUGGGGCCAGGGGCAGGUGCUGAGGGUGAGCAAGCCCAGUGCCAGCCUGCCUCACCAGCCUUCCUGGGUCCAGCGAAUAUCCCCGAAAUACCUCGGCGCCGUUCCUCAGGCCGAAUAGUGUAUGACGCCCGAGAUAUGAGGCGCAGGCUUCGAGAACUGACCCGCGAGGUAGAAGCUUUGUCCCACUGUUACCCCUUGGUUUCUGGAUCCAGCACAGUUGAGGGGACAAGCAAAGAUUGGGUGUAUCGUCCCCUGAAGGGGAGAUGACUGGGGAAAAAAUAAAAAAGGAGAGGAGGUAGUUUGUGGUGGUCUGGGGGAGGGCCCUCACAGUGCCCAGAAUCCCUGGUUGCUGAGAAUGACCUCCCUUGAAACAGGGCCUAGAGAGCCCUGGAGACCCUUGUCAGCUUCUUGCCUUCAUAGGCCCUGUCCUGAGCCCUCCUCAAGGCCCUUCUUGGUUCCAAGACUCCCAACUGCCUCUACCCUGUUUUCUUCAGUGCCCAGAGAAGCCACCAAAUUCAGCCAGAUCCCCAGGCAGUCCUAAACCAGAGGAAGGACCUCAGGCCCCAUGGCCCUAGCUCAGAGGUCUAAGGAGCCCAGGUUUAGGCUCCAGAUCCAGCGGAAACAGGGGUCCCUCUAAUGCUCUAGCUUCUUUGGGCAAAGAUGGUUGUGAGGGAGGGUCUCCAGGCCCUCACCAUCUUCUCGUCAGAACCUGAAGUUCCUGCAACCCUUGAGAAUAGACUUAGAAGCGGUAGGUAAAAUAAUUGGGGCACUCUUAAAGAGACGCCGUCCCUAAUGUCCCAGGCUUCUGCGGUUUUAUGCCUCUUCAUGUCCACAAAGGAAAGGUGGAGUCUCCAGUCUAUGACUUGCUUGUGGCCACAGAUAUCAGGGGCCAUGUUCACAGCCUUAAGACUUUCUACCCCCACAUCCCCAUUCCUGCUAGUGGAUCAGCCCAGCCUACAUUUUACCAUGUGACCUCCAAAUAUUCCAUCCACUGGACAGACAGAAAUGACUCCUGAUCUGCUGUUAGACUGGCUGAGACUCUCCUAUGCAUGUGCACACAUAAUCUUGGGAACAAGAAAUCAUGUGACCCCAGGCUGAAGGUACUGGACAUCACCUUUCAUACUAGAUGGAUUCCUGGAAUGUGAGCAUACUUUCUGUGAAUCACCUUGUUUUUCUGUUUACAUCCAGCCAGAGUUACUGAAGUUGAGUAGUAGCACAGGCCUGU
Peromyscus californicus insignis is the source of this 4025-nucleotide messenger RNA. RefSeq names its product spermatid maturation 1 (gene Spem1). The record is from RefSeq and is a predicted model, not a curated record. Gene Ontology annotation, cellular component: cytoplasm. The coding region runs from base 2135 to 3067 and encodes 310 amino acids. Lineage: Eukaryota; Metazoa; Chordata; Mammalia; Rodentia; Cricetidae. Gene Ontology annotation, biological process: flagellated sperm motility; sperm individualization. The transcript has 3 exons.